Pelecanus crispus (Dalmatian pelican) is the source of this 1302-nucleotide messenger RNA. The record is from RefSeq and is a predicted model, not a curated record. NCBI's taxonomy places the organism in Eukaryota, Metazoa, Chordata, Aves, Pelecaniformes, Pelecanidae.
AUGAAACGAGGAAGGAAAACUACUGAGGCCAAUAGCAGUUCAUCUGAAGAGACAACCGGGAAAGAAUCCAAGAGACACAAGGUUGUAGAUGAGAAAACCAUAGCUGUGCAGAGUCCUGACUGGGCGAACCUGCUUCAAGACAUUAUCCUGCAGGUGUUUCAGUACUUGCCCCUUCUGGAUCGUGCUCAUGCAUCACAGGUCUGCCGAAGCUGGAACCAAGUGUUUCAUAUGCCUGAUCUCUGGAGGUGUUUUGAGUUUGAACUGAAUCAACCGGCUACGUCUUACUUAAGGGCUACGCAUCCGGAACUAAUCAAGCAAAUAAUAAAGAGGCAUUCCAAUCACCUGCAGUAUGUAAGCUUCAAGGUGGACAGUAGCAAGGAAUCUGCAGAAGCAGCUUGUGAUAUUUUAUCACAGCUUGUGAAUUGCUCUCUGAAAACCCUUGGGCUAAUUUCAACUGCCCGGCCGAGCUUCAUGGAUUUACCAAAGUCUCACUUUAUUUCUGCACUGACAGUGGUGUUUGUAAACUCCAAAUCCCUCUCUUCACUUAAGAUUGACGAUACACCAGUAGAUGAUCCAUCUCUCAAAGUGCUCGUGGCUAACAACAGUGACACGCUCAAACUGUUGAAAAUGAGCAGUUGUCCUCAUGUUUCUCCAGCUGGCAUCCUUUGCGUGGCUGACCAGUGUCACGGUUUACGUGAGUUGGCGCUGAACUACCACCUGCUGAGUGAUGAGCUUCUGCUUGCUUUGUCUUCUGAAAAACAUGUCAGGUUAGAACACUUGCGCAUUGAUGUUGUCAGUGAGAAUCCUGGACAGACUCAGUUCCACACGAUUCAGAAGAGCAGCUGGGACGCUUUCAUCAAGCAUUCUCCUAAAGUAAAUUUAGUAAUGUACUUUUUCUUGUACGAAGAAGAGUUUGACCCGUUCUUUCGUUACGAAAUACCUGUCACUCACCUUUACUUUGGAAGAUCGGUGAGCAAAGACGUACUCGGCCGCGUUGGGAUGACGUGUCCUCGGCUCGUUGAACUGGUGGUGUGCGCCAAUGGAUUACGGCCACUGGAUGAGGAGCUGAUCCGUAUUGCAGAACGCUGCAAGUACCUGUCAGCUGUUGGCCUAGGAGAGUGCGAAGUCUCUUGCAGUGCCUUCGUUGAGUUUGUGAAGAUGUGUGGCGGUCGUCUCUCUCAGCUUUCUAUUAUGGAGGAAGUUUUGAUUCCUGAUCAGAAAUACAGCUUGGAGCAGAUUCACUGGGAAGUUUCAAAGCAUCUCGGUAGAGUCUGGUUCCCUGACAUGAUGCCCACAUGGUAA